AUGGCCGACAAACUCCGCAACCAGCAAGAACUUGAGCGCCUCCAGGCCAAGUACGUCGGCACAGGACACCCCGACACAACCAGUUGGGAGUGGAAGACAAACAUCUACCGCGACACGUACUCUUCCAUCGCCGGCCACCCCCCGAUGCUCUCAUACAUGGCACUGGCCGAGAACGAGCCUACACAGCUGCUCCGGGCGAGGUUGAUCAGGAAAAUGAUGCAACCUGCCGGUCCACCACCAGCACGCGAGGAUUAA
Messenger RNA from Colletotrichum higginsianum IMI 349063, 255 nucleotides. RefSeq names its product Splicing factor 3b subunit 10. The transcript has 3 exons. NCBI's taxonomy places the organism in Eukaryota, Fungi, Ascomycota, Sordariomycetes, Glomerellales, Glomerellaceae. Gene Ontology annotation, biological process: mRNA splicing, via spliceosome. The record is from RefSeq and is a predicted model, not a curated record. Bases 1 to 255 code for a protein of 84 amino acids. Gene Ontology annotation, cellular component: precatalytic spliceosome; U2 snRNP.